Aspergillus melleus is the source of this 297-nucleotide messenger RNA. Its product is annotated as tRNA methyltransferase ppm2. The transcript has 2 exons. Gene Ontology annotation, molecular function: tRNA methyltransferase activity. The record is from RefSeq and is a predicted model, not a curated record. Gene Ontology annotation, biological process: wybutosine biosynthetic process; tRNA methylation. Bases 1 to 297 code for a protein of 98 amino acids. Lineage: Eukaryota; Fungi; Ascomycota; Eurotiomycetes; Eurotiales; Aspergillaceae.
AUGGUCUCUGCAAAGAACCCAGCCAUGGCUGGUGUCAAUUCCAAGGCGGAAAAGGAAGCAGACUUGGUGAUGGGGACGAACAAUAGCAGUAUCGUAUCUAAACGAAGCGUCGAGAUGUCCUACUAUCCCAAGCCGCAUUUCUUCCGGUAUUUCGUGAAGAAGCCCCAGAGGCGGUCACCUUUGAUCAAUCGUGGUUACUGGCUUCGUAUGCACGCCAUGGCAGAGACUGUACGACAAUUCAUGAGAGAGCCCUCGGAUAGACCCAAAUUUGUCUUGAAUCUUGGAUGUGGAUUGUGA